Molecule: messenger RNA, 1248 nt
Organism: Trichomonas vaginalis G3
Lineage: Eukaryota; Parabasalia; Trichomonadida; Trichomonadidae
Product: regulation of choline O-acetyltransferase protein
Exons: 1
Coding region: 1-1248 (415 amino acids)
Biological process (GO): cell adhesion; proteolysis
Cellular component (GO): cytoplasm; membrane
Molecular function (GO): metalloendopeptidase activity
Source: RefSeq, a predicted model, not a curated record
AUGUACGUCAGAUCUCCAUGUUUGACAGAAUGGGUGAAUAAUAGAUUCAAAGUAAAAAAUGAAACACUCAUCAAUAUCGGCCUUGAACUUGAAGACUCAGGCGGUGGCGGAACAGCUGGUUCCCAUCCAAACGAAAAACUUUUCUUCACAGAUCUCAUGCAAGGUAGAACAUACGGUCCAGGCUGGCUUUCACCAAUCUUCUACAACACAUUGUUAGAUACCGGAUGGUAUGUUCCAUCCAAAAACCUCAUGGAAGACCUCAUUUACUUAGAUGACCACAUCAAUACAAAGAUCCACGUAAACGAGUCAAUUCUUUUGAAACCACCACAGCAUUCUAUUCCUCUUCCAUACCAAUGCCAAUCAACCUCUCUCCAGGCUUGCUUCUACGAUUACACAUGGACAGGCACAUGCUCACUUGUUCAAUGGAACGAUCCAGGAAAAGUUGAACCGGAAGACAUGAAUAAAAAAGACUGGUACAAUCCAAACGGACAAUCACUUGUCGGCCAGGAUAACAUGCUUGAUUACGCAAACUUAGUUCUUCCAUGGUAUUCAUGCAGAUCAACAGGUGACAAUGGUUUGAAGCGUAUGGUUGAGUUCGAACCAGACUACAACUACUCCAAGUAUGGUGAAGCAUUCUUACCGAACUCAACAUGCGCAAUGUCCACACUUCAACAAGGUUUCACAGGCAGCUUGCUUUCAACAUCAAGAUGCUACGAAGCAUGGUGUGGUACAGAUCACAGAGUCAGAUUGAUUGUCAACGGUGAAGAGUACUACUGCAAGAAAGAUGGUCAACAAGCCAAGUUCUCUGGUUUCGCAGGCUCCAUUACAUGCCCACCUGCCGCUCAAGUCUGCGCAAACAGAAAAUUAAAAGAGAUAUUUGGUGUUACAUCUCUCUUCCCAGAUCGUGGACCAAUCGAUGGACAGAACUUAGUCGCCAUCGUUGGUAACAAUUAUGAUAAUUACCAAAAUGUCACAAUUACACUCGGUACAGUUCCUUGCGAAAUCAAGGUUUACAAGGAUAACUACAUCCUUUGCAAGCUUCAAAAGCCAGAUGAUAAUACACAGAAGUUAAUCAGAGAGAAGUCUAAUAUAUUGAAGCAGACACUUGACACAAACACUGAAAAGAAUGAGUACAGAAUGUUCAAGGCAUUCUACGUUGUAAAGUCUACAAAUAAUAGAACUAACACUACUUAUCCAGAUUCAUACUACUUCACAAAGAGGAAGUAUGACACAGGAAUGAAGGACUAA